This is a messenger RNA of Leishmania mexicana MHOM/GT/2001/U1103, 2634 nucleotides long. RefSeq lists its product as hypothetical. The transcript has a single exon. The coding region runs from base 1 to 2634 and encodes 877 amino acids. The record is from RefSeq and is a predicted model, not a curated record. NCBI's taxonomy places the organism in Eukaryota, Euglenozoa, Kinetoplastea, Trypanosomatida, Trypanosomatidae.
AUGCUCGUCUGCGUGCGUGAGUUCGACAAGUCCGAGUUGUCGGCGCGGUAUGGCAAGCUGCUUACCACACAGCAUUUCGAGCGUUACUACACCCUAUACCGGACGGAGAACAGCAUCACCAUCGUGGAUGUCGUGGACAACCGCGCGCGUAAAACGGUCAACUACGAUGUGUUCACUAGCUCCUCAACGCAGUUGUACGACCAGGUCGUCGAGCCUCUCCUCGCGACAGUGCUGACACCCAACCGUGCGUCACAGGCAGUUGUGGUGGUUGAUGGUCAGUCCGGCAACCGCCGCCACACGCUACUAGAUCCGGUAGAGGGCAUUCUGACCCGCACCGCACGCGCCGCUGUCGCGCAUCCGGGCGUCACCUCUGUCUCUGUGAGCGCUGUCACGCUGGAGGACAACAACACCCUGACCGACAUCAUGCCAGACCGGAACGCCGAUGCUGCACAUGAGCAGCCAACAAUACUUGAAGACACGUGUGAGCAGUUCACAUCGGUCGAGGACGCGCACUACGUUGUGCUGGACUCGGAAGCCACCUGGGACGGCGUUCUGCACCGCAUGACCGCUGCCUUUGCCGAGCUCAAGCAUCAAGUCAUCAGUUUCAUUUUUGCGUUUCAUGAGUCGACCGGCUUUCCGAACACAACCAUGCAGUUCGUGUCCUUCACGGUGAACGAGGUCGCGCGUGGCAUGAAGUCGUCGCGGCACGCCGUCUCCUCCGCGGCGGCCUUGGUGGAGUGUCGCUCACCGACACUCACCUUCGCGGCAACCAAGCUGCUCUACCUUUUGAAGCCGAUGCUCCUAGGUCAGCAGCCGGGGGCGUGGGUGGCAUCUUUUUCACCUGUCAGCCUGCUGGAGGCGGCAGAGCACGAGACGUUCCAGGAGGCUUUCGCCGUGGCGCAGACGGCUGCGCGUCUGUACAGUUCCCGGAUCGCUGUUUUGAACGGAUCUCUUCUUCCUGCAAGUGGCGACCGCGCUGCACCGACGGCGGGUGUGGGCCUCGACAUUGAGCGCGCCGGCGAAGCUGCGCCGCUGCCACCUGUGGAGGAUUUUGCGGCCGACAUGACUGGUACGGCGUGCAGGUCAAGGCCCAGGGAAACGUCACAGCCUUUUUUCAGGACUGCGUCUCGCGGCGCCUCGGCUAAUCCUCAGCACGGUGAUCCCGGUCACAGCGCCGCCUUUCAUCACGACCUCGUGGACACGCCUGCCGCUACGCAGGAUCGAAUGACUGAGAGUGCCUCCGGCCUCGGUUUCGCAUCUCCGGCGGCGCCUUCUUCAGAUGACUCGCGAGACGCUGGGGAGACCUGUGCAGCGCAGACAGAACCGGACGUGUACGCGGCACCGGCGCCUGCCGAGCCAAUCCAACGUGGCGCUUCGGAAGAACGCUCGGCCGCGCGAUACGAGCUUGACACGUAUCGGGUGGUGAUGGAGCGGGCUAUGGGCAAGCUACGUGCCGAGAUGCGCGAGUAUGCGGGGGCGUUGCGCGACACGAGGGAGGACGUACGACUCCAGAAGAAAAAGAGUCGUGAGCUGCAGUCGGAGCUGGACGCGAUGCGGUCAUCCUAUGAUAUUGCUGUCAGCGAGAACGAUAGGCUGCGCGAGGAGCUGCGUGCCCGACAGGGCGCCUCUGAGAGCACGCUACUUGCGGCGCUACAGAGCGGUGCUUCCGCCCCAGCAGCACAAAUGUCGCGACAGGAGCCGAAAGAGAAACUGGCGACGGUGAGUCAACAACGAGGCGACCACGUGGCGCGCGUUUUGAGAAGCGAUUUGGCAGUCCUCGAGGCACGCGUAGAGGAGCUGACGGAGCUCGUGGCGUUCCAUCAACGCGAGAUUCAGGCCCACGUGGCGAACGAGCACAGGUACCGGCAGCGAAUUCUCGACCUUGAGGCGGAGUUACGCGAGAGGGAGCGAGAGGCCAUUGCCGACAAGGCGGCUGUGAAGGAGGCGCGGCGUGCGGCAGACGUCGCACGAGCAGCGGCCGAGGCACCACCGGCGUUGGCCCGCGCCGCCCGCCCGAGCAGCGCGACCGAACAGGAGGACCUGCGUUUUGUGGAGGAGCGCGCCACGGAGGCAGAGUAUCGCCUGCGUGAGGCACUGGAUGCGUUGCAGAGCGAGCGCACUCAGCGGCUGCGACUCGAGCACCUCAUGAAGUGUCGAGAAGAGGAGGAGGUGUCGCAUGCGGCACCGCGCCACAAUGAUGACCUUCUGCGGAGCAUGCAGCGCACAUACGAGAUGCAGCUGCGCGAGCUGAAGUCGGAGAUGUCCGACUUCCGAGGAGAGCUUGUGCGGCACCUGACAAAGCCGUCCGUGCCGCAGAACCUCGGUGAUGCCUCCAGCUACGCCGCCACACCAGUGGGCUGUCAAGCCCGUGAUGACCCUGCCGUUGUUAACCUGCAGAGAUCGACGCCACCGCGCAUGUCUCCCAUCCCGGACACCGCUUCGACGCACUUCUUGCAUGCUGGCGACGACGUCUCUGCGCACAGUCACAGAGGCGGUAACGCGGCUCCUUCGCCAUUUCAGCCGCUCCGCCAGCGGAGCGCGCAAUCCUUUGAGGAGUAUAUGCAGGAGGAGCCGCGGUAUAAACUGCACGGCGCCCCUUUUCUGCGCCGGCGUCCACGUACCCCUGCUGCGUAG